Molecule: messenger RNA, 4249 nt
Organism: Austrofundulus limnaeus
Lineage: Eukaryota; Metazoa; Chordata; Actinopteri; Cyprinodontiformes; Rivulidae
Product: thyrotropin-releasing hormone-degrading ectoenzyme
Biological process (GO): peptide catabolic process; proteolysis
Cellular component (GO): membrane; cytoplasm
Molecular function (GO): zinc ion binding; peptide binding; metalloaminopeptidase activity
Source: RefSeq, a predicted model, not a curated record
GAUCAGGUUUAUUUUUCUGAUCAGUUUUAUUUUUCUGAUCAGGUUUUAUUUUUCUGAUCAGUUUUAUUUUAAUGCAACAUCUGAGGAAAUCCAGUGAAGUUCAGCUGUUUCCUGCUCGCUCUGCAGAGGGUUGGAGUUUAGCUGAUUUCAGCUGAAAGUCUAUGGAUGUUCCGUCACAUCCUCAACAGCAUACCUCCUCCUCCUCCUCUUCCUCCUCCUCCUCUUCCUCCUCCUCCUCCUCCUCCUCCUCUCAGUGUCCUGUUCUAUCCAGAUCCAGCGACGGAGCAUCGAUUUUUCUCCCGACCGUCAGAAUUCAGUUCUGAAACAUAAGCCGUGUGGCGGAGCUGGGUUUGUGGUCAGAGCUGAAGGACAGAAGGGGAGGAGUCAGGGGUCAGAGGUCAGAGGUCAGGGGUCAGAUCAUAAAUGCUCCACAGUUCGUUCCUGACUCUGAACUUCGAGGUGGUUUUGUUCCCGUACUGACGUUUCCUGCCAGAUGGGCCUGAACGACAGCAGCCCCGGCGCCAUGCGGAACGGCCGCGGCCUGUCGGACCAGUGGGCGGAGUCGGUGGUGGUGCGGCCCCGGACCACCGAGCGCCACAUCACGGUGCACAAGCGCCUGGUGCUGGGCUUCGCCCUGUCCAUCAUCACCCUGAUUAUUGUGACGGUGGUGGCCGUGGUCCUCAGCCUGCGCUUCGACGGCUGCGGCGGACCCGAUCGGAAAGGGCCCGCCGGCGGGGACGUGGGCUCCAGGGGGUCCGGGAAGCUGAGCGGGAACAGAGGGGACAAGACCGGGGAGAGGGGGGACGAGGAGGCGGUCCAGCCCUGGAGGAACUCAAGGCUUCCUGGUUCGGUGAGGCCGCGGCACUACGACCUGCGACUCGCCGUCUACAUGGACAACUUCACCUUCUCCGGAGAGGUCAGCGUGGAGGUGGAGUGCGUCAACGCCACGCGCUUCAUCGUGCUGCACGCAGACCACCUCGAGGUGGACCGGGUGUCCGUCACGGCCGAGAGCGGCGCCGGCYGCCGCCCCGCCAACAGGCCUGGGGGCGGAGUCAUGCGCAUCCACCGCCACUUCCCGUACCCGGCCAACCAGAUGUACGUGGUGGUCCUGCACCGGGAGCUGAAGCCCAUGAGGGUGUACCGCCUGAACGUCAGCUUCGACGCCGCCAUCGAGGACGAGCUGCUGGGCUUCUUCAGGAGCUCCUACACACUGCACCGAGAGAGACGGUAUCUGGCGGUGACUCAGUUCAGUCCGAUCCAUGCCCGGAAGGCCUUCCCCUGCUUCGACGAGCCGGUCUACAAGGCCACGUUCUCCCUGAGCCUCCGCCACGACCUGCAGUACACGUCUCUGUCCAACAUGCCCGUGGAGGCCAGCUCGCUGUCGGACGAGGACGGCUGGGUGACGAACCGCUUCGCCCGCACGCCGCGCAUGUCCACGUACUACCUGGCCUGGGCCGUCUGCAACUUCACCUACAGGGAGACGGAGACGGACAGCGGUGUCACGAUCCGCCUGUACGCCCGGCCCGACGCCAUAUCGAGCGGCGCGGGGGACUACGCUCUUCACAUCACCAAGAGGCUGCUGGGAUUUUACCAGGACUACUUCAAAGUCCAGUACUCACUGCCCAAGCUAGACUUGCUGGCGGUGCCCAAACAUCCCUACGCUGCCAUGGAGAACUGGGGUCUGAACGUCUUCGUGGAGCAGAAGGUCCUGCUGGACGUGGAGGUCUCCUCCUCCUCCUACAAGAUGGAGCUCACCAUGGUGGUGGUCCACGAGAUCUGCCACCAGUGGUUCGGGGACCUGGUGACUCCGGUCUGGUGGGAGGACGUCUGGUUAAAGGAAGGCUUCGCUCAUUUCUUCGAGUACGUCGGCACCGACUUCCUGUUCCCCAAGUGGAACAUGGAGAAGCAGAGGUUCCUCACUGAUGUUCUCCAUGAGGUGAUGCUGCUGGACGGCCUGAGCUCCUCUCAUCCCAUCUCCCAGGAGGUCCAGCAGGCCACCGACAUAGACCGGGUCUUCGACUGGAUCGCCUACAAGAAGGGGGCGGCGCUGAUCCGAAUGCUGGCCAACGUGAUGGGCCAGCCGCUGUUCCAGAAAGGCCUCAAUGAUUAUCUGCUGAGUCACAUGUACAGCAACGCAGCCAGAGACGACCUGUGGAGCAAGCUGUCCCAGGCCAUGCGUUCAGAGGGGCGGGACAUCGACAUCGGGGACAUGAUGGACAGGUGGACGCUGCAGAUGGGGUACCCCGUCGUCACCAUCAGCAAGAACCAAUCAGAGCAGCUGCCCACUCAUUACAUCACCGUCAUCCAGGAGCACUUCCUGUACGGAGAGGAAGUCAGGAAGAACACCAGCUUACAGUGGCAGGUUCCACUCACAGUCGCUGUGGGCAACACUUCCUCCGUUUGCUUGGAGAGCCUCAUCUGGAUCAACAACCGCACAGAAACCCACCGGAUUGGUCAGAUGGAUGACAACACCUGGUUGCUCGGCAACGUUAACCAAACAGGUUACUUCCGGGUGAACUACGACCUCCACAACUGGAAACUGCUGAUUCAGCAGCUGCACGCCAACCCUCAGAUCAUCUCUGUUGGAAACAGAGCAGGACUUAUUGAUGAUGCCUUCAACCUGGCCAGGGCCGGGUACCUCCCACAGGGCGUUCCCUUGCAGCUGAUUGGCUACCUGCCAGAGGAGCCGUCCUUCCUGCCGUGGCACGCUGCCAGCAGAGUUCUGUACCAGCUGGACAAACUGCUGGACCGCACCGACGAGUACCGCCUGUUCAGUAGAGCUGCAGAGGGAGCUCAUCAUGUUGGCCUGCAGCUUUGGAAACAAACAGUGUCACCGGCAAGCCGUCGCCUACAUCUCUGACUGGAUCUCCAGCAACAAGAACAGGAUUCCUCCCAACAUCCGGGACAUCGUGUACUGCACCGGGGUCAGCCUGAUGGACGAGGACGUGUGGGAGUUCAUCUGGAUGAAGUUCCACUCCAGCAGCGCCGUGUCGGAGAAGAAGAUCCUGCUGGAGGCUCUGACCUGCUCCGACAACACCUUCCUGCUCAACAGGUUACUGAACCUGUCUCUAACCACGGACCUGGUUCCAGAGCAGGACGUGAUCGACGUCAUCAUCCAUGUGGGCAGAAACCCUCAGGGUCGGAACCUGGCCUGGAAGUACUUCAGAGAGAAGUGGGACGUCCUGAACGCUCGAUACGGUGAAGCUCUGUUCAUGAAUUCAAAACUCAUCGGCGGGGUCACGGAGUUCCUCAACACCGAGAGAGAACUUAAUGAGCUAAAGGAGUUCAUCGAGUCCAGCGGCGUUGGGGCGGGGCCUGCGCUGCCGCGAGCGCUGGAGAUCGUUGAAGGCAACGUGCGCUGGCACCGCCUCCACCGGCGGCCGUUCUACCAGUGGCUACGCAAACCUCCGAGCUCCACCUUCGGCUGACGCUCCGCCUCCUCGCCGGAGUGCAGCGGCUGCUAACUGUCUGCUAAGAUAACGCGCCGCUAGCUAACAGGGACGGUCGGAACAGGAAGCAGCAGAAAACUGGCUCGUCUGGUUCAUCAGACGGUUUCUGAACUGGUUUUGUUUUKAAAAGAAAAGUCACGUUUUCUCUGCUGAUGGGUUUUUAUUCCCUCGACACCGGGAGGUUCUGGUUCAACUCGCCUGUUUGGAGCUAAAGAGCUGAUUUAUUCAUGAAUAUUUUAGCUUCAAUCAUCCCCAGUCUUUGUUAACAUAAAACCACCGUUAGAUUAAACUCCACAGUUUAAACCCUGAUUAUAAAUGAGUUUUAUCUCUGAACUCAGUUUAUUUAAUGUAGAUUUAUAACAGCUGGUUGAGCCGUACGGGACAUCUUCUAAUGUUGGUUCCAGUUUCUGUUUUUCAUCUGGUUUUUAGUUUGGGAACAGAACCAGUCUGUUUGGAUCUUUUUCAAACAGAACCACCAACUUCCUUCAUCCUGAGUGUAAAACACGUGGGACCGGUCCAAACCAAGGCCCAGUCUACACUAUAAACUGAAUUAUUUAUUGGUGCGUUUGCACCUUUAGUUUACUUUGCACAUGCUCACUAUUUUGUGCCCUUAAAACCAAAACGUUUUCAGUUUUUAAUUAUAUUGUUUGUGUGGACGUCUUAGUAAAGAUGGACGUUUAUUUCAGGAUUGUUGUUGGAAUGUGUGAAAAUAUACAAAAUACUGAAGAAAAAUACCUGGAGUAGUGUAGAUUGUUUCUACUUUGACAGGAAAUUAAAUUAUUAACUUAAUGUUCAAAUUA